Molecule: messenger RNA, 1401 nt
Organism: Phyllostomus discolor (pale spear-nosed bat)
Lineage: Eukaryota; Metazoa; Chordata; Mammalia; Chiroptera; Phyllostomidae
Gene: ABHD14A
Product: abhydrolase domain containing 14A
Cellular component (GO): cytoplasm
Source: RefSeq, a predicted model, not a curated record
UGACCGAGUGCGUGUGUGUAUUUGUCAGGUCAGGGAAGCGCUGGGGCCGAGCUGCACAGCGGUACUGUCUGUAUCCGUGUACCACACGGCGAAGCCUCCCUGCCAGACGCAGGCUUGGCGGGUCCUGACGCCCUAAGACAACCCUUAUACGGAACCCCACUUUACAGACUGAGAGGCUGAAGAGGGUGGAGACGCUGUGGUGGGGAGAGCUGGGUGGCUCUCCCCUGGCUGUCAGGCCUAAAACAAUUUUAAAAAUCCGGACGGGGGCGCGGAGGCCGGGCCUGCGGGCUUUGCCGCGGCGCCGCCUCCAGUUCCACUCCAACUCCGCUACUAGGCACAAGGCCUGCGACUGCGGACUGCGCAAGCGCGCCGCGGUGGCCGCGCUCUCCGCCGCCUAGUGCCGGCCGGAGCCCGCAGAGAGGCAGCGCCAUGGUCGCGGGGCUGUUUGGCUGCUGGUUCCGCGUGGGCGGGGCCCGCCCCGCUGGCCGGGUUAUCUCAGUCCGCCCGACGGUGGUGCAGGCCUCCAUGAGCCGGCCCCAGACAGCCCUGCUGGGCCUGGGCCUGCUGCUCAUGCUGCUGCUGUACGUGGGGCUGCCGGGCCCCCCAGAGCAGACCUCCUGGCUCUGGGGGGACCCCAAUGUCACCAUCCUGGCUGGUCUCACUCCUGGCAUCCCCAUCUUUUACCGAGAGGUGCUCCCACUCCACCGGGCACGCAGGGCGGAGGUGGUACUGCUCCACGGAAAAGCCUUUAACUCCCACACGUGGGAGCAGCUGGGCACGCUGCAGCUGCUGGCGCAGAGGGGCUACCGGGCUGUGGCCCUUGACCUCCCAGGUUUUGGGAACUCAGCGCCUUCAAAGGAGGCCAGCACAGAGGCGGGGCGGGCCGAGCUGCUGGGGCGCGCGCUGCGGGACCUGGAGGUGCAGAAUGCCGUGCUGGUGAGCCCCUCGCUGAGCGGCCGCUAUGCCCUGCCCUUCCUGAUGCGAGACCACCGCCAGCUGCACGGAUUCGUGCCCAUCGCGCCUGCCUCCACACAGAACUACACCCAGGAACAGUUCUGGGCGGUGAAGACCCCGACUCUCAUCCUGUACGGGGAACUGGACCGUAUCCUGGCUCGGGAGUCACUGCGGCAGCUCCGCCACCUGCCCAACCACUCCGUGGUGAAGCUGCACGACGCAGGCCACGCCUGCUACCUCCACAAGCCGAAAGACUUCCACCUUGUCCUCCUUGCCUUCCUUGACCACCUGCCUUGAGCUCGCCCGCUUAGCUUGGAGGAUCUGGACCAGUCCCUCAGCAGGGAGGCCCCUGGGACCAGACGGCCGAGGCCAGAGGGCCAGGCCCAGGCAGGACCUCUCAUUUCAUCUCACAGGUACAAUAAAUAAAAGCGUGUUUGUCAUGCCCAA